UUCCUUUCCUGGUGAAUUAGCCACAGGAAAAGGGAAGUUGUGGAUGGCAGGAAGACCAGCAAAGGCAGGGUCAGAGAGCCAAACUCAACUCCCACAUCCACUACUAUUGUUUUAAAAACCACUCUAUAGAGGUAUGAUUGACAUACAGAAGCCAUAUGGCUCCUUCUUCUCAACAAGAAGGCGGUGGAGCAGCCUCCCCAGUAGAUGCAGAGUUGCAGAUCUUGGUGAAGACCCAGAAUGGCAAGACCGUCACCCUUGAGGGUGAGCUAAGGGACACCACUGAGAAGGUCGAAGCUGAAGUCCAAGACCAGGAGGGCAUCCCGCCUGGCCAGCAGCAUCUGGUUUUGGGGGGAGAAAUGGCUGGAGGAUGCCCCACGCUCUCAGACUACACCACUGAGGAAGAGUCCACUCUGCACUGGGUGCUUGGUCAGAGGGGCAGCACCGUCGAGCCCUCCCUCAGCCAGCUGGCCCAGAAGUACAGCUGUGACGAGAUGAUCUGCCCCAAGUGUCACACCCGCCUGCACCCCCACACACACUGUCAACAGCCACAAGAAGUAGUGUGGCCACACCUGCAACCUACCCCAAGAAGAAGGUUAAGGAAGUCUCCACCACAACCUUGGCCAGCAAGGUGGCCUUCUGCCUGAACCCUGUGGCCCUGGGGCAUCCAUGAAGUUUCCCUUUCAUUGACUGGAGCAACAAAAAUAAAAA
Phyllostomus discolor (pale spear-nosed bat) is the source of this 708-nucleotide messenger RNA. Its product is annotated as ubiquitin-60S ribosomal protein L40-like. Gene Ontology annotation, biological process: translation; modification-dependent protein catabolic process; protein ubiquitination. Gene Ontology annotation, cellular component: ribosome; cytoplasm; nucleus. The record is from RefSeq and is a predicted model, not a curated record. Bases 156 to 644 code for a protein of 162 amino acids. Gene Ontology annotation, molecular function: ubiquitin protein ligase binding; structural constituent of ribosome; protein tag activity. The transcript has a single exon. NCBI's taxonomy places the organism in Eukaryota, Metazoa, Chordata, Mammalia, Chiroptera, Phyllostomidae.